GUCGAUAAGGCUUCGCAUCCAGCGCCAUCGCUGUCACCUUCAGAGGCUUCCUCGGCUGUGUGCUCGUGGACGUCGAAUCUGAUCGAAUAUCAUCCACAGUUAACUGCCGCUUCGUGAGGAGCUGCAGCCGCCGAGGGGAGGAUUAACGACCAAAGGGAUUUUAAUAAUUAAUUAAAAAUUUUAAUAAUGGCCUCCCUGAGACUAUUGGCUGCAGGAGCGAGUGCAGUGGGAGCUGGUGCACUUUCAACUUAUUAUCUUACGUCAGAUUCCCCUGUACUGGCGGAUAAAGCGAUUCAUAAACCAAUAAAACGGCCUCUACCUACACGUGAAGAGCAAGUGAAUACCCUGAAAACCCAAGACGAAUACGACGUCCUAAUAAUUGGUGGUGGUGCUACUGGAGCAGGAUGUGCUUUGGACGCUUGCACAAGAGGUUUAAAGACUGCUCUGAUAGAGGGAGACGAUUUUGCUUCGGGCACGUCGUCAAGAAGCACAAAACUGAUCCACGGUGGUGUGCGAUAUUUACAGAAAGCCAUUAUGCAGGCGGAUGUCGAGCAGUAUAAAAUGGUUAAAGAAGCUCUCCAUGAGCGAGCUCAAAUGCUGCAUAGUGCUCCACACUUGGCACACCCAUUGCCUAUUAUGUUACCUGUUUACACGUGGUGGCAGAUCCCUUACUACUGGUUUGGUAUUAAGAUGUAUGACCUUGUAGCUGGCAGCAAAACUGUUAAAUCUUCAUAUUAUUUAAGUAAAUCAAACGCACUCGAAUUAUUUCCCAUGUUGAAGGGAGACAAACUCACUGGGGCUAUCGUUUAUUACGAUGGUCAGCAGGACGACGCCAGAAUGAAUCUCGCGGUGGCCUUGUCAGCUUCACGUUUAGGUGCAACGGUAGUAAAUCACGUGAGCGUUUUAAAUUUGCUGAAGGGAUUAGACAAGGACGGCAAGCGCGUGCUGGUGGGUGCACGUGUCAGAGAUGAAAUGACAGGAGAAGAGUGGGAUGUUAAAGCUAAAGCUAUUAUUAAUGCUACUGGACCGUUUACUGAUAGUAUAAGAAAAAUGGAUGAUCAAACUGUACCAGAAAUCUGUUGUCCAUCCUCGGGUGUUCACAUUGUACUUCCUGGGUACUACAGUCCCGAUCAAAUGGGUCUGCUGGAUCCAGCAACAAGUGACGGUCGUGUCAUCUUCUUCUUGCCUUGGCAGAAGCAAACUAUCGCUGGUACUACUGAUUUGCCUUGUCAGGUGACGCACAACCCGAAACCAACUGAAGAUGAGAUUAUGUUUAUCCUGCAAGAGGUAAAGAACUACCUUAAUCCUGACGUUGAAGUCCGUCGUGGUGAUGUUCUGUCAGCGUGGAGUGGAAUCAGACCAUUGGUGUCUGACCCGAACAAACCAAACACUCAAUCUCUUGCUCGUAACCACAUUGUUCAUGUGAGCCCAACAAAUCUUGUUACCAUUGCUGGAGGAAAGUGGACGACUUAUCGUGCAAUGGCACAGGAAGCUGUUGAUGCAGCAAUCGAUGCUUGUAAUUUGGAGCCAACUGCUGAAUGUCAAACUGACGGAAUGCUGCUGGAAGGUGCUCAUGGAUGGAGUCCUACCAUGUACAUUAGAUUGGUACAAGACUUUGGAUUAGAAUGUGAAGUUGCCCAACAUUUAGCUAAAAGUUACGGUGAUCGAGCAUUCGCUGUCGCUAAAAUGGCAUCACUUACCGGAAAGCGUUGGCCAAUUAUUGGUAAAAAAAUUCAUCCCGAGUUUCCUUACAUUGACGCUGAGAUCCGUUACGGUUGCCGUGAAUAUGCAAGAACCGCAAUUGAUAUGAUUGCCAGACGAUUGCGACUCGCUUUCCUCAACGUCCAAGCGUCACAGGAAGCUCUACCGGGUAUCAUCGACAUAAUGGCGGAAGAAUUGAAAUGGUCACCGGAUGAAAAGAAAAAACAACAGCAGCAGGCCAGUGAAUUUUUAGCAAACGAAAUGGGACAAAUGGUCAAUCGCGCGUCACGUGACAAAAUUCCGAUCAAUCUCACGAAAGAUGAAAUUCAGUUGUACAUAAAACGAUUCCAGAUUAUCGACAAAGAUCGCAAAGGAUACGUAUCAAUAAAUGACAUUCGCCGCGGACUUAAGGCCCUUGGAAUAAAACUAAAGGAAGAAGAGAUGCAUUUGUUGCUCGGAGAAAUAGAUCUCACCUAUAACGGCCAAAUGGAACUUCAAGAUUAUUUGCAGCUAUUCGGCGACAAGGACGUUCCCGGCGAAGAGCUCCACGAAAUACUUCGCGAAAUCGACACUAAUAUGAACGGUCAAGUCGAGCUGGACGAGUACCUUCAGAUGAUGUCAGCAAUUAAAUCUGGACACGUCGCGUACUCGCGAUUCGCGCGGAUGGCCGAGAUGGAAGAAGCGCAACACGAGAAAGACGUUCUGAAGAAGAAAAUAAGUGUUGAGAGAUCAGGCGGAGGUCUUUGAAGUGGCUACGAAAAGUCAAACAAAACUUUAUACUUCAGUCCUCAUAAAUUAUUUUCACCUCAUUUUAGGAAAAAAUUAUCGACUAUCUCACUCUAUAUUUAAUAUUUAUUGUAGAAAUUAAUUUAAUGCCUGGAUAACUCGAUAUCUCGGUCAUAAAUAAUUUAUAAUAAUAAUAAUAAAUAAUAAUAAUGACAGCAACGCGAAUACUAGUCAGCAGGUGCGUUAGUAUUCUUAAAGAAUUUUAAAAAAAUAUUAAAUAAUCUGCAUCGCAUCAAGUUAUUGGCCACUGGCCAACUGGGUAAAGAAAAAAUAAUGUUUGACGAAGUAUUCUAAUACAACACUUUUCUUCAUUCACUAAUAAGGAACUCGUUCACGAAAGCUUAAAUAUAAUAACGAUAAUAAUAAUUAUAAUAAAUACUAAUAAUAAUAAUAAAUAAUUGUUAUUAUUAAUAAUGUACUGAUUAUGGUGCCGUCUUGCGCUUUUAUAAAUUGAUAAUUUAAUUACGCGCGAAGAGGAUAAUAAAUCUAUUAUUAAUAUUUAAAUAAAAUUACAAUAAUAUAGAAAAAAAAAAAAUAAUAAUAAAUUGAUAUCUAGUCUUUAAAUUAUAAUACUUAAAAAACGAUAUCGAGGAUCGAGUUGAGUGUUGAAAAUCAAAGGAUAUAUUAGACUAUUAUUAUUAUUAUAUAUAUAU
Messenger RNA from Microplitis mediator, 3140 nucleotides. It is a transcript of the gene Gpo1, whose product is annotated as glycerol-3-phosphate dehydrogenase, mitochondrial. Bases 187 to 2448 code for a protein of 753 amino acids. Gene Ontology annotation, biological process: glycerol-3-phosphate metabolic process. The record is from RefSeq and is a predicted model, not a curated record. The transcript has 11 exons. NCBI's taxonomy places the organism in Eukaryota, Metazoa, Arthropoda, Insecta, Hymenoptera, Braconidae. Gene Ontology annotation, molecular function: glycerol-3-phosphate dehydrogenase (quinone) activity; calcium ion binding. Gene Ontology annotation, cellular component: mitochondrion; glycerol-3-phosphate dehydrogenase (FAD) complex.